Molecule: messenger RNA, 1494 nt
Organism: Cordyceps fumosorosea ARSEF 2679
Lineage: Eukaryota; Fungi; Ascomycota; Sordariomycetes; Hypocreales; Cordycipitaceae
Product: Major facilitator superfamily domain, general substrate transporter
Exons: 4
Coding region: 1-1494 (497 amino acids)
Biological process (GO): transmembrane transport; carboxylic acid transport
Cellular component (GO): plasma membrane
Molecular function (GO): carboxylic acid transmembrane transporter activity
Source: RefSeq, a predicted model, not a curated record
AUGUCCGACCCUGUCAUCAUGCAGCCAGUCCACAGCAGCGGCACGUCCCGAGACGACGCCAAGGAUGCCACUGCCGUCGUCGUCAAGCCCCGAGAGCCCCGGCGCCUCAUCGGCCGCGGAGGCCGGCUCUCCUCCAUCGUCAUGGUCCUCGUUGCCGGCGCCGCGCUCUUCUCCGACGGCUACAACGCGCAGGUCGUCGGCCACAUGAACCCCGUCCUCUCCGCGCUGUACCCGGCCUCCUACACCAAGCGCGUCAAGACGGCCAUGUCCAACGCCUUCCUCAUCGGCGAGGUCUUUGGCAUGCUCUUCUUCGGCUGGGCCGUCGACCGGCUCGGCCGCCGCACCGGAAUCUUCUGGGCGACGCUGUUCCUGGUCCUCGGCAUCGUGCUGGCUACAGCUGCGCACGGCGCUACGCGCGACGGCAUGUUUUGGAUGAUGAUCAUCGGACGCGGCGUUGCCGGGUUCGGGGCGGGAGGUGAGUACCCGACGUGCGCGACAAGCACAUCGGAAGCGGCAGAUGAGAAUGCCCAGGUCCGACGCCGUCGUGGCAUGCUCUCUGCUGUCGCGACAGACUUCGCCAUCGAUCUUGGCUUCGUUUUUGCGGGCAUCGUCGUGCUGAUCGUUCUGGCCGCGUACAACUACAAGCCUACCGAUGGCCUUUGGCGAGUCUGCUUUGGUCUCGGUCUGGUGCUCCCGGUUGCCCUUCUGUUCGUUCGUCUGCGUCUGGUCAACUCGACACAAUACCAGAAGCACGCCAUGAAGAAGGAGAUUCCCUACUGGCUGGUGAUUAGGCGUUACUGGAAGCCCAUGAUUGGCACUUCCAUGGCGUGGUUUGUUUAUGACUUUGUGACUUAUCCAUUUGGCCUCUUUGGAUCGACUAUUCUGGCCACUCUGAACCCCAGCGACAGCCUGAUCCAGACCGUCGGCUACGGCACCGUUCUUAACUGCUUCUACUUGCCCGGCUGUCUUCUCGGAGGCUAUCUCAUGGACAAGAUUGGCCGCAAGCAGACAAUGACUCUCGGCUUCGUCCUCUGGUCCGUCAUGGGAUUCAUCAUCGGCGGCGUUCUGAACCCGCUCAAGACCGUCUUCCCCCUCUUCGUCAUCAUGUACGGAAUCUUCAACGCAGUCGCCGAGAUGGGCCCUGGUGUGGCCACAUUUCUCUGCGGUGCCGAGUCUUUUCCCACCCCCGUCCGAGGCCACUUUCUCGGCCUGGCAGCCGCCGUGGGCAAGGCUGGCGCUGCCAUUGGCACCCAAGUAUUUACUCCAAUCCAAGACUCGUUCAACGACGAGAACAAGGGCGUUCAAGGCGUGUUCCUCAUCGGAGCUGGUUUCGCGAUGACGGGGGCCGUCAUCACCUGGUUCCUGGUUCCUGACAUGGAGCGCGAGCUAGAGAGCGAGGAUGUCAAGUUCCGUCGCUACCUGGAGGAAAAUGGAUAUCACGGUGUUUUUGGUGAAGACGGAAAAGAUGAUGGUGUUUCGGUUUCCCAAAAAUAG